AACCGGCGCAAUGGGAAACUCGUCGUCGAGUUCAUCCCGAAUCAACAAAAAAUCCGAAUCCAUGGAGAUUCGGAGCAAGCCGAACAGGUCAUCAGUUUCUGGCGAGUUUAACAAAAGCAAGAGCAUGAUGGACAUGAGCUCCAAAAGCUCAAGAAUGUCAACAUCGACGGCUUCGAACACAUCUAGACAAAAGAGUAUCACCAGUAUCAAAGACAAAGAUCGGCCGAAAAGUUCACGGGAAAGUAAAAACAUAGAGAUCUCACGGACAAAAUCCAUGAGAAAAGAUAGUCAUCCAAUUUCUGCGCAGGGUAGAGAAAUUAUCACACAAUGCUUUGAGAAUCCACAUUCCGAAUUUGCAAAUAAGGUUGUGCAAAGGAUUUUCGAAAAACGAGAGGACUACCAAAAGUACAUUAUGAAUUUGGGAAAGGAGAGAAGUUCCAUUGUAAAUAAUCGACUGAAACAGCUCGUGGAAGAUAUUGUCGCACAUAUUCACGAUGCCGAUUUCAUUGAAAGCGUCUCAAAGCAGUACGGCGAAGAGCACGUGGAAUUAAAACAGUACGGUUUUAAACCUGAUUUCUGGGUUGCUGUAGCGGAUGCGAUGACUCUGGAAGGAGUAAUUUUAGACAUGGCUAAUCAUCAGCCAGCGGACACAGUAUCGGCCUGGUCCUCAUUAGUUACAAUGAUUUUCUCAUCCGUCCGUGACGGAUACUAUUCCGAGCUGCGACGUCAUCGAAUGAGUUCACGGCGAACGCUAAAACAUCAGAGUACGGUGGAUUCAAGGGAGGAAAAUAAUGAGCCAUCAUCGUCACAUAGCAAUGGCAUGGCCACAACAGCAGCUGGGUUACUUGGUCAGAGGGAUCAUUCGAAGAGCACACCAAUUCAAAUGACUGAGGAAGCAACACCUAGAAAUAUUCUAGCAAACUCCCGGCGAGAUACACUCCGAAGUGUGUCUACAUAUUCCACUGAGUCCACAUCACAUUCCGGCAAACGAAAUGGUUCUGACGCUCCUUCAACGUCUUCUACAACAAGCAGCACAACCAGACGCCCGAUCUUCGAAUAAUUUAUAAAACAUAUAAUUAUGGGUACAACAAUUUCUCAUUCAAAUUUUUACAAUAACCAACUUUCUUUCUUCCUUUCCGUUUCCCUUGUUUUUUUUCUUAUUUUCUCCUGGAAAACAUACUGUUGUUCAAUUCAUAUUUUGCUAUUUCUCGCUUCAAACUUGUGAAACCGUAUUCCACACUUGCCAUCAGGCUAUAUUUUGCAAUGAACAUUUUAUUUGGUG
This is a messenger RNA of Caenorhabditis elegans, 1282 nucleotides long. RefSeq names its product GLOBIN domain-containing protein (gene glb-20). The coding region runs from base 11 to 1060 and encodes 349 amino acids. The transcript is spliced from 8 exons. Lineage: Eukaryota; Metazoa; Nematoda; Chromadorea; Rhabditida; Rhabditidae. Gene Ontology annotation, molecular function: heme binding; oxygen binding. The record is from RefSeq and is marked reviewed.